Camellia sinensis is the source of this 381-nucleotide messenger RNA. The record is from RefSeq and is a predicted model, not a curated record. Lineage: Eukaryota; Viridiplantae; Streptophyta; Magnoliopsida; Ericales; Theaceae.
AUGGCGAAUGUGGAUUUGAAGAAUGGGAUGACAAAAAGAAGGGUUAUCCUAGAGCUUAUGGUUCAUAUCCUUGCAAUACCAGUUAUCCCAUUAACCAUGUCAGUUGGUCUGUUAUUUGGUUCUAUUAUUGGCACUAUCAUUGUCUCUAUUAGUGGAACGGUGGAUGCAAGUGUUGUCUUUCAAAUUGCCAGAUAUUUUGCCUGUGAUCAUAUUCUUAAAUUGGUGGAAGGAAACAAGAAAUUUCUUGCGAUUGACAAGGCAAUUGGAGAAAAUGGUGUUAAAGUUGUUACGUUUCUCCUUUGGAGCCCUUUGCUUCCUUUCUCUCUUGGAAAUUAUUUAUAUGGACUUACAUCAGUGAAGUUUGUUCCAUGUGUUGGGAAG